Messenger RNA from Prorocentrum cordatum, 1662 nucleotides. Lineage: Eukaryota; Dinophyceae; Prorocentrales; Prorocentraceae. The record is from the annotation of a GenBank genome assembly.
AUGGGGGCCACGCCGCAUCGAGUGUGGUCCACCUGCAUGUCGUGCGGGGCUCACGAAUACAAUGGCGUCUUGCAGGUGAAUAGCUGCAAGUGCUGGACAUGUGGGCGCCACGUGAGAAUCCACAAGGCGAGGCCGCCGAAGGGAGACGAUUCCGCGCUCGUCGACACCAGCGCCAACCAGCCCACGGCCGAAGGACUCUUAGCACAGGCAGCGAAGAUGACCAACGAACCCGCGCUGAAGCAGGUGUUGCACGAGCAGGCGGCGCGCAGGGCCGAGGGUGUUUGGAGGCAGGCUUCCUUUCAGUUCGAGCAGGCCACGUCGCAGGUCCAGCGCUGCAAAGAGAGCCUCGAGAAAGCUCGGGCCCGCGAGGCCGAGGCGAUCAGGGCGAUCGACGCCGAGGUGGGGCGCAUCCGCAAGGCGCGCGAGGCUGGCGCAGCCGCCGCGGCGCAGGCAGCAGACGCCCCCGAGGGCGCGCCGCUGGGCGGCGCCGCGGCCGCCGCGAGCGGCGCGGGCCAGCGAUCCCGCGGGGUGGCGGCUGAAGGCCUAGCGGCCCCUCCAGCCCAGCCGCCGAUGGAGCCGCGGGGCGCAGCUGCGCGGGCCCGGGAGCCCGAGGCGGCAGCCGCCGACGAGGAGGGGGAACAGGGGUGCAGGAUGUUAUUCGCUAGCACCACCGCUUUGGGGAAGAAGUCUUGCGCGCGCCUCAACUGCAACGAGGUCGGAGACAAGUGCCAGCGCGCGGGCGCCGCAGAGGACGUCGGUGAGUUCUGCUUUGAGCCCGGGGGGGAAGAGGGCCCUUUGGCCCGCGGGUUUAAUUUUCAGCCCGCGGCGCGGGGCGAGAGCCCCGCUCUGAUCUCGCGCCCCGCGCCCAGGUUGACGCCAGCGGAGCUGGUCAAGGGCGCGCGCGGCGUUAAGUUGGGCAGCUUCGACGCUUGGGCGGAGUCGCAGCGCGAUCUGUCAGCUUUGGAGCACGCGAGCGUUGAUCGUUUCAAGGAUUCCCAUUUCAUCGUGAAGGCUCUCCGGACCGCCUACUUGGGCGUGGGCUUCGGGGGUGGCAAGAGGCAGUUGAGGGAGACGGCGCGCAAGCGGGUGGUGAAGGGGGGCAUUCAGCACGACAAGCUGAGCCCUCCCGCUGCCUGCGACACUGACGGCGCGGCCUCUCCAGGGGGCGGCAGCCAGGGCGUGUGGGCCGCCAUCGAGGAGCAGCUCGAGGACGAGCUGCACAAGGCCCACGCCACCAGGGAGCACGUGGAGCUCCUGGCCACGGCCGAGGCCGCCGCGCUGCGCCGGCGCUCCGGGCGCGCCAGCGGGUGCCCGCCCGCCUCGUGCGGGCAGGGGCAGCGCAGCCUGUGCCUGCACCUCCUGGGCAGGAUGACGGCGCAGCUGUUGGGCCAGAGCUCGCUGCAGUGCUACUUCCAGGCGGUGAGCGUGCUCGACGACAGCUUCGUGGCAGUCGCGGGCGAGCGGCCCCCCGAGGAGAACCACCGCGUCCUCGCCCGCGCCGCGGCCGCGUGGCUCGUGGCCGCGAAGUGCGAGGGGCACCUCGUCGAGGGCACAGGCCAGGCGAUGCAGGUGGUGACGCUGUGCGCCUCGCGCUCUCCGAGGACACGGGCGGCCCCCCAAUCCUCGCUGACGACGUCAGGCGGGAGGAGCUGGGGCUGCUGA